Molecule: messenger RNA, 1063 nt
Organism: Rubroshorea leprosula
Lineage: Eukaryota; Viridiplantae; Streptophyta; Magnoliopsida; Malvales; Dipterocarpaceae
Source: the annotation of a GenBank genome assembly
AAACAUCCCAAAAAUUUUCUUUCCCUACCCUUCACUCAUUGAUAAGAUAACGACAAAACAAGAGAUGGGUUCUCCUUCUAAUGGGUUUUCUGUGUUUGUAUUGGUCAUCAGCUCCAUGGCAGCUGUUGCCUUUGCCACCAGCGACUUCUACCAAGACUUCGACCUUUCUUGGGGUGACAACAGGGCUAAGAUAUUCAACGGAGGGAAGCUUCUGUCUUUGUCCCUAGACAGGGUUUCUGGGUCUGGCUUCCAGUCCAAGAAAGAGUAUUUGUUUGGGAGGAUCGAUAUGCAGCUCAAGCUUGUUGCUGGAAACUCUGCCGGUACCGUCACUGCCUACUAUCUGUCGUCUCAAGGGCCAACACAUGAUGAGAUAGAUUUCGAGUUCCUAGGGAAUGUGACCGGAGAACCUUACAUUCUGCACACCAAUGUCUACACUCAGGGCAAGGGCAACCGGGAACAACAAUUCUACCUUUGGUUCGACCCUACUAGAAACUUCCACACAUACUCCGUCAUCUGGAAACCCCAGCACAUCAUUUUCUUGGUGGAUAAUACUCCCGUGAGAGUGUUCAAGAACGCUGAGUCGAUUGGUGUGCCAUUUCCCAAGAACCAGCGCAUGAGGAUUUACUCAAGCCUCUGGAACGCUGAUGACUGGGCUACAAGAGGUGGGUUGGUCAAGACAGAUUGGACAAAGGCACCAUUUACUGCAUAUUACAGGAACUUCAACUUCGCCCCGGCUACUACAGGCUCCUCAAGCUCUUCCUCCGGCAGUUCAUGGGAGAAUGCGGAGCUAGACGCCACCAGCAGGAGGAGAUUGAGGUGGGUUCAGAAGUAUUUCAUGAUCUACAAUUACUGUACCGACUUGAAGCGCUUCCCUCAAGGCUUCCCCCCUGAGUGCAGACGCUCCAGAUUCUGAAUGGAUUUUGUGGUUUAAAAUUCUUUUUCGAACUUCGUUUGUUUUAAGUUCCACUCUCCUUGAAGAUCUUGAGUUGCGUUUUUUUAUGUGUUUUUUUUUUUUUUACCCUCUUGUAUAUCUUGUUUUAAAUAAUAAAAUUUAUUUUGAAUU